Molecule: messenger RNA, 3326 nt
Organism: Prorocentrum cordatum
Lineage: Eukaryota; Dinophyceae; Prorocentrales; Prorocentraceae
Source: the annotation of a GenBank genome assembly
CAUUUUGGUUCAAAUACUUUCCGACUCAUUGAACUCGAACGAGCUUGCUUGCUUGAGUUCUUGUGUCGAAAAAAUGUCAAGUUCAUCCAGCGAUGGGCGCAGAUGGAGGGCCUGUUGCGACAGGCUGUGCCACUGCUGCAGACGGGCGAGGUACGAGAACGGCGUCGACCGUUUCACACUUAGGUUCGAAGACCCGAUGCAAGAGGCGGGCUUUGCGAAAGCCCACAAGGCGCGGCUGUCCCACCGCGUAUUGGUGAUGAUGGCCCUCUUCACCGUUGUAGGCAUCAUGACAAUCAUGUCCCAAAUAUUUUUGGACCAGGACCAGAACGCCAUGACUGAGGCUCGGGAGCUCAGCAGGUUGCAGACGAUCUUGUACUUCGCCUUGAUGGUGUCCGUAAACUUGGGCCUCGGCUUUGGGACGCUGUUUGCCAGGUGCAAUCUUAUUGGCACCCUGGGCUUGGAGAUCGCCGUCGUGAUUACAUGCAGUAUCGUCUUGAUCGCGAUGCCACUGAUCACGAAGCACUACCUCGCGCGAGCGUUCGGCUACGACGACACGAAGGCUAUAUGGGGCGUGGAUAUGAGCCCCACCGACGGUACCCUGGUGCUGUACAUCGACUGUGUAGUCACCGCUGUGCACCUCCUGGUGCCUGUACGCUGGGUGGUCCUCGCGCCGCUUGAGGCGAUCGCAUUCCUGGCGUACGCCGUGCCUGCGCUGACGCUCGGCAGCCCCGCCGUGCAGAUAGCCCACGGUGCCCUGGUGGGGCUCCUGGCGCUCACCGUGUUCGCGGCCCUCGGGAAGCGGGCCUUCGAGAGGCAGGAGCGCGCGAUGUUCAAGGGGCUCCUGGCGGAGAAGCAGAUGCGCUUCCAGGCGGAGUUCCAGCUGUCCAGGGUGGACCGCGGCGAGUCCGCGGCGGGCCGCGAGGACGUCGGCUCCUCACGAUCUGUAACCAUGUCGUGCCCGGAGACGACCAAGAGCGCCUUGGUCUUCGACGGCUGCGGCGUGGAUGGCGAGUCGAUGGGCCAGAUACGCGCCAUAGGCCUGCGGGAGCAGUGGCUCAUCGCCAACGGCGAAGUGGAACUCGUGUCCGACAGGGUUCUCGGUGAGGGUGGUUUCGGCAUCGUUGUGGCAGGCUUGUACCACAACACCCUGGUGGCGGUGAAGGCGCCGAAGGAGGGCAUCGUGCGAGCGGCCCUCCCCACGCUGUGCAACGAGCUGAAGAUCCUUCGCCGCCUCCGCCAUCCCAACAUCGCGUCCUUCUACGGAGCGUGCAUGGACGCUGCCCUGAACAAGCUGUGCCUGGUGCUCGAGUUCGUGGAUGGUGUGUCCCUCGGCUUUUUCAUCCGCGGCCUGUGCAGAGGCCCCGAUCAGCCCGAGGACUCGUGCGGCCGUGCCGGGGCUCUGGACCGAAGCGCCUCCGCGCGGCCUUCGAUCGUCUUCGAUAUCCUGAACGUGCUGCGCUACCUGCACUCGAGGGAGCCUGCUGUCGUCCACGGCGAUCUGAAGGAUUCCAACAUCUUCGUGGAGGAGCGGCUCAGCAGGAGUGGGCGAACGUCGUUCCACGCCAAGCUCCUCGACUUCGGCCUCUCCCGGAUCAUCACCCGACGCGCCAAGCCUCUGGGCGGCACGUUGCGGUGGAUGGCGCCAGAGCUGGUCUUGCAGCAUGCCGUUCCACCAGACACCGCCGCCGAUUGCUACUCGUUCGGACUGCUUACGUACUUCAUCGUGACAGGGAGCUUGCCCUUUGAGGGCGCGAACGCGGAGCGGAUGCUGAAGCGGCUGAGGCACGGCCAGUCGCCGAGCCUGUCGUGGCCCGAGCCCGCCGACGAGCUCACGCAGGCCUGCCGACUAGUGGUGGAGCAGUGCACCAAGCCGAUGCCGGCCCUGCGCCCCGCGGCCCAGCAGAUCAGCAACGAUUUGACCACUAUGCUGAACAAUGUUGUGGAGGAGGCGUUGGACACGGCGGUGGAAGCUCUCACACCUGGAAAGGCCAGCCGCGGGGGCACGACGCCGCCUGGCACGAGGUCGCCUGGCAGGACCGAAGCGUGCGAUUCGGACGGCCCAGCGUGCAAGGGUCUCGCGGAGUUCAGCGGCGUGGUGGAGGUGAGGCAGGCCAGCAGCUCCAGCAGCCGCUCACUCGUGCCCAACAUGGGCUCCAGCUUCUUUCCCCCAGUGCCCGAGCAUGGCUUGCUGCAGCCAGGAGGGGCCACAGAUGGCGCCGCGGCGGAGCUGUCCAGCAGUCCUGGGAAAGAGCGAGGGCAGCUGGCCAACCCGCAGUACCAGCCGACGCCGCUGAGCACGCAGGUCCUAACACUGUCGUAUUUGCUGAUGCAGUGGAACGUUCCAAUGCCGAAAGGCAUCUGUUGCUGGCUGCACGGCUCCCUGGUCACCCUGGACAAGGUGCGGAACGAGCUCGGCCGCAGGCCGUGCAGCAUGCGGCAAUGCGGCAUUCACUGUGGCCAGUGUGACACUUGUGGGCUGCUGUUGAUGCAGGGCAUGUCCGUCUGCGAGUUCUGCGAGGUCCCAGGGUCCAGCAUUCCGAGCACGACGUUCGUCUGAGCCAGCCUCUGCCGACCCGCGGCACUCACGGGCGAGGGCGCACGGUCGGCCGCUUGCAGAUCGCGAGCGUCGCGGCAUCUGCCUCGACAGUUUGAAACUCGAGGCCCCCCGCUUGCGGUUAACUUGUAGCCAUCCUGGCGAAUAAUCCAGAAUCCAGACUCCCUUGGGCUCUCCCUGAGGAUUGCUCGAUUCCCAGGACCAGAAUUUUAUUGACCGCCGUCGAGAUUGCUGCCAUCUAUCGAAAAUACCAGGCUAAUAUCUGGUCUCGCGGCAUUAUCGAAGACGCCCAUGGCUCGGAGCACGCACUAUAUCAGGUGAUGCAUUCUGCUGACCAUUGUGACUCUUGGGAGUUUACUUGGGGCGUCGAGUUGCAGCUCAGGUGUGCGGUGUGGCAUGAUGUUCCACUGUCACGACGCUGGUGCAGAGUGCUUUUUGACGCUGUUGUCGCGCCCCUUUUUUCCGAUUCUCGCCAGUUGUCAUGUCGCCAACAUCGCAGUUUUGCAUUGGCAGAGAUCCACGCAAACAUUGGCUGCAGCACAUCUGCAAGGGCAGUGCAGUGACAGUGGUUUCUCCCGUGAUGUCAGCAUGGGUGCCCGCGGUCCUGCCUGCCUCCUCCAGGCUCCUCCUCCUCCUCCUCCUCGACCAUUUCUCUGUCGAUUCUGCUGUGUUUUGGGAGAUUCGCAGAUUUGUUCACUGCGUUUUCCACUGGAGUCGAUUUUUCCAGCUUGUCUUCACUGCAACAAUUGGCCAAGCUAUACACCAAGGCGCC